ACGCCUCAGCUACGUUGCCUCUGUCAACUGUGGGUCUGUGUCAAAGACAAGAAAGCAUGCCGCUACGAUCAGCUGUACGUGUUAUAAGUACCCCUUUGAGGGCUGUUCUUCGACCCUCAGCGACAAACAGCUGCCGGGGAUAUGCUGCUGUUGCAGAAGCUCGUUCUGUGUUGGAACAUGAACUUGAUUCAAUCCGAGCGGCAGGCACUUGGAAAGGAGAGCGAGUGAUCACCUCCAAGCAGGGACCACACAUCUACGUGGAUGGCAGUCGUGGCGAUAUAUUGAACUUUUGUGCAAACAACUAUCUGGGUUUGUCCAGUCACCCAGAGGUUGUAAAGGCAGGUAUUGAGGCCUUACAAAAGUAUGGUGCCGGACUAAGUUCUGUCAGAUUCAUCUGCGGCACACAGGAUAUUCACAAAGAUCUGGAGAAGAAGCUUGCCCAGUUUCAUGAAAGAGAGGACUGCAUCCUCUAUGCAAGCUGUUUCGACGCCAACGCUGGACUUUUUGAGGUGCUGUUAGGUCCUGAUGACGCUGUGCUGUCUGAUGAACUCAACCAUGCAUCCAUCAUCGAUGGCAUCAGAUUGUGCCGAGCCAAGAGAAUGCGCUACAAACACAUGGAUCUGAAGGACUUGGAGGUUAAACUCAAAGAGGCUCAGUCGUCACGCAUGCGUCUGGUCGUCACUGAUGGUGUGUUCUCAAUGGAUGGGGAUGUGGCACCACUGCAAGGAAUCUGUGACCUGGCAGAACAGUAUGGAGCCAUGGUCUUUAUUGAUGAGUGCCAUGCCACAGGUUUCCUGGGCCCUAGGGGCAGAGGUACAGAUGAGCUACUGGGAGUCAUGGACCGCGUACACAUUGUCAACUCAACCCUGGGGAAAGCCCUGGGUGGAGCGGCUGGUGGGUACACCGUGGGACCCAAACCUUUAAUUGACCUUCUCAGGCAGCGUUCACGCCCAUACCUUUUCUCCAACUCUCUUCCCCCGCCUGUGGUGGCCUGUGCCACCCGAGCCGUGGACCUGCUCUUGGCGUCCAAUGAAAUCGCUCAGAGCAUGGCAGCCAAAACCAUGAGGUUCAGGAAUGCUAUGACCCAAGCUGGCUUCACCAUUUCUGGAGCUGCCCAUCCUAUUUGCCCUGUGAUGUUAGGCGAUGCACGGCUAGCUUCGUUGAUGGCUGAUGACAUGCUGAAGCUAGGUGUAUAUGUGAUUGGAUUUUCCUUCCCUGUGGUACCCAAAGGAAAAGCCCGUAUUCGUGUCCAGAUAUCGGCAGCCCACACUGAUGAGGACAUUGACCGCACCAUGAACGCCUUCAUUCAGACAGGCCGCAAGCAUGGGGUCAUCUCAUAAACACAGCAAUACUAGAACGCCAUCAACUGUUACAGCUACAGGAAUCAGGAAGGGUGGCUUGUACAGCUGCCACUGUUACAGACAGACGUGAAAACGCUAAUCUUAUAGAUGGAGAGACUUUGCGUGGAGAAAGCUGGUAGUGUUUACAAUGAUGAAAGGCCAAUUGAGUGUUAUAUUUGCCUUAAAAAUUGCUUAAUAAAUAACUUUUGUUAACAAA
Molecule: messenger RNA, 1557 nt
Organism: Alosa sapidissima (American shad)
Lineage: Eukaryota; Metazoa; Chordata; Actinopteri; Clupeiformes; Clupeidae
Gene: gcat
Product: glycine C-acetyltransferase
Exons: 9
Coding region: 57-1340 (427 amino acids)
Biological process (GO): biosynthetic process; L-threonine catabolic process
Molecular function (GO): pyridoxal phosphate binding; glycine C-acetyltransferase activity
Source: RefSeq, a predicted model, not a curated record